AUGAUCUAUAACCUGCCACGAGCUUCGGGCAGCUCCCCUGCUCUUGCAGGUCCUACCUCCCAAUCGCCGGGAUCUGACAAGCAAUUUACACCUACUACGGCACCAGACGUGGCCCAGGGGAGCAUAUUGGACUUGGGGAAGCCCCCAAAGAGGCGAAGGAGAGGCUCCGUUGGUAGCGCCGACUCGUCGAAAUCUGAAGCCGAUCUCAUGAAAAUUCGCAAUUCUUCUGAUCGCGCUGAUAUCUUGAUGGAAGUCACCGAGCAGGAGUCCAACGACGCGGCCUUUCGCGAGUGGGCUUCGGAUCCUAUCGAAGUCGAUCCAGAGGCAACGGUUCAUUACGUGGACAGGUUUUUUGCGUGCAUCAACGACGGCCUCUUUCAAUUGCUACCGAGGAAACCGUUUCUUCUUUGGCUGAAAUCCUGUCGAACCAAGUCUCUGGACGAUAAGAUGCUCCUCUACUCGGUGCUGGCGCUGGGAUCGAUUUUUUCAGAUCGUCCGGAAAGGAUCGUUGCGGGAAAGCGGUUUUUUACGACGGCUAAGUACGCAGUGGACAAGAGUCAGCAUCGUCUGACCUUACAACUAGCUCAGAGUCGAAUCAUUCUGAGCUUGUGGUACUCCGCUAUAGGGGCGUUGACCAACGCCUGGGAUUUCAUCGGUGCUGCCGCCAGGACGGUUUGCGGACUGCGCUACAACGUUGAACCGGAUGGACCGGUUAUUGGCGCGAACCAGGUUUGCGAAUAUGGAUUGCAUCCUCAAGCCCUGAUUGAGUGCCAUCGACGCACCUUCUGGGCUGUCUUCAUCCUGGAUGUUAGUUACCUCUCCCUGCGGUGA
Messenger RNA from Rasamsonia emersonii CBS 393.64, 831 nucleotides. RefSeq lists its product as uncharacterized. NCBI's taxonomy places the organism in Eukaryota, Fungi, Ascomycota, Eurotiomycetes, Eurotiales, Trichocomaceae. Gene Ontology annotation, molecular function: zinc ion binding; DNA binding. The record is from RefSeq and is a predicted model, not a curated record. Gene Ontology annotation, cellular component: nucleus. Bases 1 to 831 code for a protein of 276 amino acids. The transcript has a single exon. Gene Ontology annotation, biological process: DNA-templated transcription.